GGGAGCUCCGGCAACAGAUGGUGGCAGUGGCGUCUACCUACGGCACAAAUCUGACAGGGAGGAGACUCAAAUGGGGGUGUCCGGAAUUGUGAAUAGAGUUGGUUGUCUAACGAGGGACCGGAAGAAGACUUUGUCAGUGCAACUCCAUUGAUAAUUUCUUGGCUAGUCUUUUAGAAUUUUAUCUUUUUUUUCUUUGUUUUCCAAAGAAGGCCGCAAAAGCCUCGAACUGGAUUUGUCGACACACUGGGCUCAGUUGCAAGAGGACAUCUCUGGGAUUGCUCGGAAAGUCUCGUAAAAUAUGUCUGCUGGAAUGUGACAUUUUGAAGACGUAACACGGUCAUUUUGAAGAGACUGUUUUAUUUCGUGGUACCACAAAGUUGAAUUGAUGAGGAGCAGAGAAAAGUUAACGAACCGAGCUAACUAGUUAGCUAACAUGCUAUAAUGCUAGUUGGCUACUUAGCACCGAAACUCUGGCAUGUUGAAUGAAUGAAUGGACCAGCUGCUUUAAACUAAGAGCGGUUUUUGUUAGGGCAAGAACAUAUCGACUGUUACAUACGCCCAGUCUGACUUUCCACUAAAAGGCAAACCUUUUGGCUGUUUGGUCUUCGGCUGCUGCUCUACUUAGCCACAAAUGGACAGGAAUGCAGUUCCUGGGAGUUGGUGGAGAGCGGCGUUUUAGCACGCAAAGAUAAUGUGCUUGUACUGAGUGCAGCCUGGUAAUGUUUAUGAGGCCGAGGGAGGCUAACCUCAGCUAGCUACAUAUAUUUGCACUACUUGGAUUUGGCUGCUAUCGUGUGAAGCUUCCGCUCAGCUUGGAAUGGGGAAUACGGUGUCAUGCUGCGUGUCUCCGGAGUCGAGCCCCAAACUGCCAUCGAGACUGCCGGCAGAGCGGCUGGAGGAGUUCCAGACCAGCACCGAAGUGAGCGACGACACUGUGCCCUACCUGCAGCACAUAAGCGACAGAGAGGUCCCUGAUGAGCUGGCCUUGGAGUCUAAUCCAUCGGACCACGCCCGAGCAAGCACCAUCUUCCUUAGCAAGUCCCAGACAGACGUACGAGACAAGAGGAAAAGCAACCACAUAAACCAUGUCAGUCAUGUGUCCCCUGGUCCACUCUCAAAGAAAUACAGCUCCUGUUCAACCAUCUUCAUAGACGACAGCACCGUCAGCCAGCCAAACCUCAAAAGCACAAUCAAAUGUGUCACUUUAGCAAUAUACUACCACAUCAAAAACAGGGACUCGGACAGGUCACUGGACAUCUUUGAUGAGAAGUUGCACCCCUUGUCGAGAGAGCCAGUGCCUGAAGACUACGCAUUUGUAGACCCAGAACACAAACUGAUCUACCGCUUCGUCAGGACGCUCUUCAGUGCUGCACAGCUGACUGCAGAAUGUGCCAUCGUCACUCUUGUGUACCUGGAGCGCCUGCUGACCUACGCUGAGCUGGAUAUCUGCCCCGCCAACUGGAAGCGCAUUGUCCUGGGAGCCAUCUUACUGGCUUCUAAAGUCUGGGAUGACCAAGCUGUGUGGAAUGUCGACUACUGCCAGAUCCUAAAAGACAUCACUGUGGAGGACAUGAAUGAGAUGGAGCGCCACUUCCUGGAACUUCUGCAAUUUAACAUCAAUGUGCCGGCCAGCGUCUACGCCAAGUACUACUUUGACCUGCGACAGCUGGCCGAUGACAACAACCUCAGUUUCCCUCUGGAACCCCUCAACAACCAGCGUGCCCAGAAACUAGAGGCCAUUUCAAGACUAUGUGAAGACAAGUACAAGGACCUCAGUCGAGCCGCAAUGAGGCGAUCUCUCAGCGCAGACAACCUGAUAGGUAUACGACGCUCCAAUGCUGUGCUCUCAUAGACUGCUGCCCUCUGACCUCCAAAGUUCAGCUAACCCACAGCCAGCCCCAGAAAGCAUUACCCACAGAGUUAUCAGGCAAGGACAAAAACGCCACUGUAUGACCUGUCCACACGGUAAUUUACAUUACAGCUGUAGACGUGCGUGAUUGUUAAAUUAAAGGUGUUUACCUUAUCUGAAGCAUUAUCAUUUGACUGUUGUUUUUACAAGUCCUUUAUUUAUUUGUUAUAUGUCUAUCACUUCUGAGAGAACACAUUGAACAUGAAUGAUUGAGUUCAUCAUCUGUCUGAAAUACACUUUAGUUUCUAUUUUUUUUUUUUUUCUACAAAAGUGUUUGAAUUACUUCAUGCAGCCUUAAAGGAUGAAGAGAGUGGUGUGUUAUAUUUGUUGUUACUGUCACCGUAUUCCACGAAAGACCAAAACCAGCAAAUGUUAGAUUGUUCAGAUGUGGCUAAUUGUUUUUUUUUUUUGUUUGUUUGUUUGUUUUUUUAAUGAAGAUUGAAAUCAUGCUUGAGUGCUAUAGCAUAGUGAAGUUAAUGUUGGUUGGUCAUUUCCUGGGAUUCCUUAACAGUAUAUAAAUAUAAACUUUCAUCAAAUGUAUCCUUUUUUUCCUUCUUUUUUUUUGUUUUUAAAUAGCCACAAAAAAAAUGCAAAAUGACCUUUGUUGUAAAUUAGAUUUAAUACCAGAAGUUACUGUGGAGACUGUAACUCAGACCUGUUUACUGUCGAUAUGUUUCGAGUACAUUUUUCUGUCCAUCAGGAUUGAACAUCAACCAUGUCUCAUAUUACAAGACACUGAGCUGUUAUCACUGUGUGGGAGCUGGCUGACGUCUUCUCAGUCAGCUGUUUUGUGACAGGAAAAUCAGGAGUGCCAUUUGCAAUGUGAUGUUAAGUUGUGUAUACCACGGGUGAUCAAACAAGGCUGUUUACUGACUCUGGAUCAGUAUUUGCAAAUUAAUGGCUCCAUAUGGAAGUUAGGUAUAUGCAGGUCAGCCUCAGUAUUAAGUUCCUUAGAUCCUACCAUCCCAACCUCAUUCCCACCCCCACCCCCCCAUCAGAUCACCAGUGUUGUUCUUGUCCAAGGACCCAUCCAGGCUAAGGUUUGGAACACACUACACAGAUACUGAGGGGGAAAACAAACUGAUGGAUGCUCCCCUUCUCUUUUGCUUACUAUGUAGGCUUCUAGCUGUGAAUUUGUCUUGUUUUUAAUUGAGAAAAAAAAAACAUUUGCAGAUGGAGUAUUUUAAAUAAACACUAAU
Messenger RNA from Pelmatolapia mariae (spotted tilapia), 3108 nucleotides. RefSeq names its product cyclin Y-like 1 (gene ccnyl1). Gene Ontology annotation, cellular component: plasma membrane. The record is from RefSeq and is a predicted model, not a curated record. The coding region runs from base 818 to 1852 and encodes 344 amino acids. The transcript is spliced from 10 exons. Lineage: Eukaryota; Metazoa; Chordata; Actinopteri; Cichliformes; Cichlidae. Gene Ontology annotation, molecular function: protein kinase binding; cyclin-dependent protein serine/threonine kinase activator activity. Gene Ontology annotation, biological process: regulation of cyclin-dependent protein serine/threonine kinase activity; regulation of canonical Wnt signaling pathway.